Molecule: messenger RNA, 2081 nt
Organism: Saccoglossus kowalevskii
Lineage: Eukaryota; Metazoa; Hemichordata; Enteropneusta; Harrimaniidae
Product: threonine synthase-like 2
Biological process (GO): 2-oxobutyrate biosynthetic process; dephosphorylation
Molecular function (GO): pyridoxal phosphate binding
Source: RefSeq, a predicted model, not a curated record
AUGAAAUACUGCAGCACUUGUGGUGAAGUUCAAGGCUGGACAUUUGAACAAGCUCUAUUUUCUACUGGUUUUGUCCGAGAUGGUGGCCUGUUAAUGCCAGAGACAACACCACAGAUUACUCAGAAUACAUUGCAACAAUGGAGGAAUCUUUCAUUUGUGGAGUUGGCUAAAGAGAUUAUACCACUGUUUAUAAGCGAAGAUGAGAUUCCAAGGAAAGAUCUAAACGGUUUGUUAGAUAAAGCUUUCUCAAAGUUCAGCUGCAGUGAAGUGGUUAAAGUCGCCAAAUUAAAGAAUGAAUUGAAGAUUGCUGAACUGUGGCAUGGCAAGACCUUGGCUUUCAAAGACUUGGCAAUGUUUUGCACUGGACAAUUCUUGGAAUACUUUCUAAAUAAAAGAAAGAAACAUGUAACUAUUGUUGUAGCAACAUCUGGUGAUACUGGAAGUUCUGCAAUUGAAAGUAUACGUGGCCUGAAAUGGGUGGAUAUUAUUGUACUAUUACCAAAAGGACGAAUCACUAAAAUACAGGAAUUGAUGAUGACAACAGUAUUAGAUGAUAAUGUACAUGUGAUGGCAGGUGAGAACACAACAUCUGAUGGCUUAGAUGAUGUCACUGCUGUGCUGUAUAAUAAUGAGACUUUCAAGGAAGCACAUAAUUUGUGUACUCUAAAUUCUAUCAACUGGGCACGUGUCAUGGUUCAGAUGGUACAUUAUUUUUAUGCAUAUUUACACAUAACUGACUCUUGUGAUCAAAUUGCUGAAAUUAUCGUUCCCACUGGUGCUGCUGGUAACAUAUCCGCUGGAUGUUUAGCUAGCUUUAUGGGUCUUCCAAUCAGAAUUGUUAGUACUGUGAAUUCCAAUGAUAUCAUGUUUAGAACAUUACAGAAUGGAGACUAUUCAAUGUCCAAUGAUGUUAUACCUACAUGGGCACCAGCAAUGGAUAUCCAGGUUCCGUAUAAUUUGCAGAGAAUGAUCUGGCUGUUUUCAAACAAAGAUACACAAUUGGUUUCAAAACUUAUGAAACAAUUUCAAAAAGAGGGAAAAUUUAUGAUCUCCCAAGAUCUUCUGCAAAAAAUGAAUUCUGUCAUUACUUCUUAUACUGUGAAUGAUCCUGGUAUCCUAGCAACCAUGAAGAAAUGUUGGCAUGACAACCAGUAUUUACUGUGUCCUCAUACAGCUGUAGCUGUGACAUAUUUCUAUGACAAGAGGGUGACAAGUGAUGAAUCUAUGCCCAGUGUCUGCUUAGCAACCGCUUCACCAGCAAAGUUCCCAGAAGCUGUUUUAGAAGCUGGACUUACUCCCCAACCAACUCCUGAAGUUGAAGCUCUGGAAAGCAUGCCAACAAAAUACUUACUCUUGAAAGAUGGGGAAGACUGGGUGAAGAUAAUAAAAGAGAGAAUAGAACAGAUAACUGCUGGAAGAGCCAAUCUAGUAUGAUCACACUGUACUAUCUUAACUACCAACGAAAUUGCGACAAUUACUCUGAACAAUUUCUUAUUUUUGGAACAGUUUUUAAUUACCGGUAGUUGAAUAUUUUUAUACCCAGUUUUUUAAAAAUAUUUCAAAACAAUAAUAAACUUAUAAUCAGUAUAUUUCCAUGAAAAACCAAGACGAGAAUUGUUUAUUUCCACAGGAACCAUGGAUAUCAAGGUUCUAAAAUUGGUGAAAUAGACACCAGACAAUUAUCAAAGAAUCCAAUCAUGAAAUUAAAUGUUACAUUAUCAAUUCAUGCCUGCUCUGGAAGAUGCCUAGACAGACAUUUUGUUAAAAAAUUUUUAAUUAUUGAAUCUGGCAGGAUUGGAUCUGGGACUAAUUAUUUGGAUAAGACUAAUUUCUAGGUCAUAUGCUGACUUCCUGUGAAAGCUGUUGAGACUAAGUUAAUUUGCACAAUCCUAGACCAAGGAUACAAAACUCCACAGUUGUCGCAAAGUAUUGUUUUAAAUAAGUCCCCAUCGGAAUCGCACGGUCCUGUGUCUUCGAUCUAUAGGCCUCUACACGAUACCGUGCAGGAUCGCAUAGGCUAACUGCAUAUCUUAACAGUGAGAUCUAAUUGGGCGCGCCUCGAAACAAGACACCCAAUCAGC